Amphimedon queenslandica is the source of this 2196-nucleotide messenger RNA. RefSeq lists its product as uncharacterized. The record is from RefSeq and is a predicted model, not a curated record. NCBI's taxonomy places the organism in Eukaryota, Metazoa, Porifera, Demospongiae, Haplosclerida, Niphatidae. The transcript has 4 exons. Bases 13 to 2196 code for a protein of 727 amino acids.
GCACUCAUACUGAUGCUAUUGGUAUGUGUGCUGGUAGUACUGUUGCUUAAUAAAGGUUCAUGUACAAGUGAUACAAGCAGUAAUAGUGCUGGCCUCACUAAUAGUGGUAAUACUGCUAUUAACAGUAACCUGUCACUGAUACAAAAUAAAAUAAAUCAUAUAAUGGAAUGGUGUGCUACAAAAAAUAGUUCAUUGCUCCUUCAAAGUAAUAUGGAACAUAUCAUGGAACAGAUUAAUGAUAACAAUGUUAACAGUAACCUCUCACUGAUACAGGAUACAAUGAAUAGCAUAAUUCAACAGAUUAUGGUACAUGCUAAUAAUACCAACAGGUCUACAGAUGAACUACUUCAAUUACUGAACACUAGUCUUAUUAAAGAUAUCAGUAUACCAACUGCUGCUGCUGUUAAUGAUGUACUACUAAUAGUCAAUGAAUUACUAGUAAUACAGAAUAGAUCCUCUUUGUUCAAUUCUGCUAUUCAACUUGUUUCUUGUAAAGAUAUUAAAGCAACUCAUCCCAACAGUCCUUCUGGUUACUAUUAUAUUAACAGUCGCAAUACAUACUGCAAUAUGGAAGAGCUGUGUGGACAAGAAGGAGGAUGGACAAGAAUAGCUUAUCUUGAUAUGACUGAUAGUUCCCAGAACUGUUCCUCUGGACUUGAGGAAUUGAUGAUUGGAGGCAUUAGACUUUGUAGGAGAGAGGGUGAUUCUGCUGGUUGUAGGUCUAAUGCAUUCCAAACAAAUGGUAUCAGUUAUAGUCAAAUAUGUGGUAAAGUGGUUGGAUAUCAAAAGGGAACGACUGAUGGAGUCAACACUAACAACAAUGAUAUUAAUGGUGUUUAUAUUGAUGGAGUCAGUAUCACACGUGGGUCACCUCGUCAACAUGUCUGGUCUUAUAUAGCUGGGCAUCAGUCAAAUAUCAAUGGAGGUUCUACCUGUCCUUGUAAUACUGGAGCAACUAAUACUAAUACAGUUCCAUCAUUUGUAGGAGAGCACUACUAUUGUGAGUCAGGUACAAACAGUAAUCCUUCCCUUACUGAAGUAUACACUGGUGAUCCAUUGUGGGAUGGGAAUAACUGUCUUUCAGUAGAAGCUCCUUGUUGUACUGGUACUGAAUAUAUCAUGGAACAGAUUAAUGAACACAAUGUUAACAGUAACCUCUCACUGACACAAAGCACAAUGAAUCAAAACUCACUAUUCCUUAAUGCAAUGGAUAAUAUCUCACUGGUUCUGCAGAACAAAAUAGAUUACUUAAUAGAACAGAUUAAUGAGCACAAUGUUAACAGUAACUUCUCACUGAUACAGGAUACAAUGAAUAGCAUAAUUCAACAGAUUAUGGUACAUGCUAAUAAUACCAACAGGUCUACAGAUGAACUACUUCAAUUACUGAACACUAGUCUUAUUAAAGAUAUCAGUAUACCAACUGCUGCUGCUGUUAAUGAUGUACUACUAAUAGUCAAGGAAUUACUAGUGAUACAGAAUGGAUCCUCUACUCAAACCGUUUCUUGCAAAGAUAUAAGAGCAGCUCAUCCCAACAGUCCUUCUGGUUACUAUCAUGUUAACAGUCGCAAUACAUACUGCAAUAUGGGAGAGCUGUGUGGACAAGAUGGAGGAUGGACAAGAAUAGCUUAUCUUGAUAUGACUAUGAACUGCCCUUCUGGACUUCAGGAAUUGAUGGCUGGAGGCAUUAGACUUUGUAGGAGAGGGGGUAAUUCUGCUGGUUGUAGGUCUAAUGUAUUCCAAACAAAUGGUAUCAGUUAUAGUCAGAUAUGUGGUAAAGUGGUUGGAUAUCAAAAGGGAACGACUAAUGCUGUUCAUGCUAACAUCAAUGAUAUCAAUGAUGCUUAUAUUGAUGGAGUCAGUAUCACACGUGGGUCACCUCGUCAACAUGUCUGGUCUUAUAUAGCUGGAUAUAGGUCAAACACCAAUGAAUAUUCCUGUCCUUGCAAUACUGGAGCAACUAGUACAGUUCCAUCAUUUGUAAGAGAGCACUACUAUUGUGAGUCAGGUACAAACAGUGGUCCUUCAAAAAGUCAAGUAUACACUGGUGAUUCAUUGUGGGAUGGAAAUAACUGUCUUUCAAAAGAAGUUUCUUGUUGUAAUGGUACUGGUCUUCCAUGGAUGAUCAUAAUAAGAAAACUGCAUAGGAGAAGAGCUGUUGAAUUGAGAGAUAGAAAACAAGACAAUGUCAACAAGUGA